UACCUUCCCCUUCAUAUUCCAUCUUCUCAACACCAACACAAAACCCUCUCUCUAUCUCUCUCAAAAAUCCAAUCCUCCAUAUUUCUCAUUCAUUAAAUUGGUCAUUUAAACAUUUCCAUAAAAGGUAAGCCAACUUUCUCAUACAAUUUUAUUGCAACAAUUGUUCAUGUCUUUCCUUUUAUAGUAAUUACACUUUCCAUUAUAUGGAGUAUAUAUAUACCCCCAUGCUUUGCUUCCCUUCCACCUUCCCAAAUCUUAAUACAGAGACAUAGGCCCACAAAUAAAGGAAAUAAUUUUUUACAGAAGGAGAGAGAAAAUGUAUGAUCAGACAACAACAGAGGCUGCUGCUGCUUGUUUUGACCCAAACAACAUCUCAGAAGCAGCUGCUGCAACUGCAAUCCAUACUGUUAAUGGAAAUGGGUUUGUUUCCCAUGAAACAAACAAUCACAAUCACAUCCACCAAACCCAUGAAUCCGAUUCCUCCAUGGAAUUCCAAAACCCUAAUCUUGGGAAUGGGUUUGGAAUUAUUCCAACUGAUGAUCAAAGUAAUCAUGACCCCAAUACCAAUACAUGGGGUCCCACAAAUGUGAAUCAUGAAAUGGGUGUUGGUAGUGGUGGUGGUUUUAGCCAUUUUGAUGAAAAUUUACACCCUACAACUGAUCUUCUUACACUUCUACACUUACCUAGAUGCUCUUUUACAUCCUCCUCCACCACCUCACUCCUCCCAACUAACCAAUCUCUCUCCUUUGGGAAGCCAUCUUCGCCACCACCUUCUUCCGCUUUAGGGUUCCUAGGGGACAUUAACCCUUGUAUGAUGGUGGAUAACCCAUCUGGGUCUGGAUCCUCUACCAUUUCUUAUGACCCAUCAACAAUAACAGGUGCUACCGCGACAGCCUUCUCGUAUGAUCCUUUAUUCCAUCUUAACUUACCCCCUCAGCCUUCCCCUCUUUUGAGGGACCUUAUGUAUCAUCAAACACUGCCUCAUGGGUAUAACAAUACUGGAAGAUCAGGAAAUGGGAUUUUAGGAAAUGGAAAUGGGAAUUCAUCUUGUUUGUUUGGUGGGUUGGAUGAUGGUGAUCAAGGGAAUACUAUGAAUGGGAUUUACCAAGAUGGGGAUCAUCUUAUUCAUGGAAAUGGUGUUUUUGAGUUUAGUAAAGGUGAUGGGAAAGGGGGUAAAUGCCCUAAGAAUUUUGUUACUGAGAGACAAAGAAGGCAAAACUUCAAUGACAAGUAUCAACAUCUUAGAAGCCUUGUUCCUAAUCAAACCAAGGGUGACAGAGCAUCAAUAGUUUUUGAUGCAAUAAACCACAUAAAUGAGCUGAGAAGAACAGUGGGAGAGCUGAAACUACUGGUGGAGAAAAAGAGGAUGUCAAAGGAGAGGAAGAAGAGGCACAAGACUGAUCAUCAAGACACCCUUAAUAUUAAUGGCACUACUGCUACUACUACUACUUGUACUGGUGAUGGGGACCACAACAGUAACGUUGUCGACGGACCGGCCGUGGUAAAACCCGACCCGGACGAGGAAUUUAACGGGUCGGCCGCCAUCCAGCUCCGAAGUUCGUGGAUUCAGAGGAAAUGCAAGGAUACAGAAGUUGAUGUUAGAAUCGUGGAUGAUGAUGUCACCAUUAAGCUUGUGCAGCGUAAGAAGAUCAACUGCUUACUGUUUGUGUCUAGAACUCUUGAUGAGCUUCAGUUGGAUUUACGCCAUGUUGCUGGUGGUCAUGUUGGGGAUUAUUACAGUUAUCUUUUCAACUCUAAGAUAUGUGAAGGGUCAUCAGUGUAUGCAAGUGCAAUUGCAAACAAGCUGAUAGAAGUUGUGGAGAGACAGUAUGCUGCUGCUUCUGUUGCUGUUGCACCCACUUCCAGUUAUUAAGUUAUUAGCUAGCUCAUUAAUUAGUGGAUCGAUUAAGAACAAAACUUAAUUAACUGUAGUUUACUCUUUUCUAACUAAUUUUAUUGCUGCUUUGUCAACUUAAUUAAUUAUGUUUCCACCAACAAUAGUAUGCUACUAAUUGGUGUUUAGUUAACAGUUUAUUAGCAUAUAAAGUGUCUCCAAUUCUACAUAUGUAUUUGUUCUUCACAUUCACAUUAAAGGAAAGACUUGUAUUAAAUA
Molecule: messenger RNA, 2113 nt
Organism: Spinacia oleracea (spinach)
Lineage: Eukaryota; Viridiplantae; Streptophyta; Magnoliopsida; Caryophyllales; Amaranthaceae
Product: transcription factor bHLH91
Exons: 4
Coding region: 317-1873 (518 amino acids)
Biological process (GO): regulation of DNA-templated transcription; anther wall tapetum development
Molecular function (GO): protein dimerization activity
Source: RefSeq, a predicted model, not a curated record